This is a messenger RNA of Drosophila yakuba, 507 nucleotides long. RefSeq lists its product as uncharacterized. The transcript has 2 exons. NCBI's taxonomy places the organism in Eukaryota, Metazoa, Arthropoda, Insecta, Diptera, Drosophilidae. The coding region runs from base 91 to 474 and encodes 127 amino acids. The record is from RefSeq and is a predicted model, not a curated record.
CACACACGGCGUUGUGCUCAGUCGAAUUUUGUUCUCAGACCAUUAAACAUUAGCCACUCGGCAUUCAACAUUCAACACUCAGCAUUCAACAUGAAAGGCCAACGCGUAGCAGUCGUCGCAUUUGCUGUUGUACUCGCCGGACUGUGCGUGCUAUCCGGUCUGAAUGCGGCACCCGUGGAAUGCAAUAAUGGCAAUGGCAUCCAGAUCUCCGGCGAUGGCUACCAGAGCCAAACUCAAACCGGUCCCGGCUGCCAGACGCAGACCUCCGAGGAUGGUACCCAGAGCCAGAGCCAGAGUUCGUCGGGCAAUGGCUACCAGUCGCAGACGCAGUGCAGCGGCGAAUCCUGCGGCCAGUUCCAACCCUUCCCGCCCCUGUUCACCCUUAAGCCGCUGGAGCCCUUGGCACCCAUCACCUGGCAGCCUUUUGUACAAUUGGGGGGCAACCAGGUGCAGGAGCAGAGAACUUACGGCUAACUUCUUUAAUAAAGAUUCUACAUAUUCUUCAUA